CCUGCACUUUCCAGGCAGAUAAGGAAGGCCUGGAGGCUCCCYGGGUGUUAACACAGAGCUGUCUGUAAGGAGGAGGGUGCUGGCGUGGUGGCAGCUGCCUGCCCAAGCAGGAUCGGGAGCUCCGCGUUUCCCUGAGCGAAAUUUAGCAGCGUUUAAUUCCCUCACAUGGAUGAAUUCACCAAAAAGGCGUUGGAUCAGGGACAGCCAGGACAGUGUGUGGUUGCCAUCCCAAGCUGAAGGGGAAUGCCCAUCUCUGCCUGCCUGCUGCGCCCUCCASCUGGCACCAUCGCUGGGGGAUGGCUUAUCAGGUGAAGACCACAGAGCCCUUAAAAUAGCACCGGGUGUGUUUCGGGUGUGUUUCAUCGGCUGCACCCAGCUCCUGUCCUACAGCCGAGGUGCCGAGCACUGCACCUCUCCCAUYCUUCUGUGGAUCUCGGGGUUCUGCUGGGGAACAUCAGAGGUGCAGAGCCCUUCCUCUGAGCACCAUGGAGCCCCCAGCUCACAGCCAGAAGGUGUCCACCCCUCCUGACACGAAGAUGGCAGAAGUUCUGAACGCCGAGUUAAAYACUGCUGUGAGGAACAGCAAUAAAGAAGCCAUGCUGGAGCUGCUGGAGCAAGGGGCAGAUGUCAACUCCAAGGUGGAGAGCGGCUGGACACCCCUGCAGACUGCAGUGCAGGCUGGGAGGGAGGACCUGGUGCGGCUUCUGCUGGACAGGGGAGCUUGUGUGCGUGCCAGGAAGGACAAUGGUGGCACUGCCUUUACCGAGGCAGGGAUAAUAGGAAACGUGGACAUCCUGAAGCUCCUCCUGGAGCACGGGUCAGACAUUAAUGAAYGGGACUUCAAUGGCUUCACAGCUUUCAUGGAGGCUGCGUGGUACGGGAAGGUGGAAGCCUUGAGGUUCCUGUACAGCAGAGGAGCAGAGGUGAAUUUGAGGAGGGUGACCAGCAAUGARAAAGCCAAGCUGCACAAAGGAGGUGCCACAGCGCUGAUGGACGCUUGCAGGGAGUGCCACUUCCCGGCCGUGAAAGUCCUGGUCCAGGAGAUGGGGGCUGAUGUGAACAUCCGUGACAAUAGGGACAGGAAUGCCUUGAUCCACGCUCUCAAGAAGGGCUCCAAAAAGAAAAGAUAUGAGUCGCUUGUCUCCAUAGUUCGUUUCCUGCUGGAGAAUGGUGUGGACGUGAAGAGCAAAGAUGAAUGUGGGAAAACUGCCCUCAUCCUGGCUGUGGAAAUGGAGAACCCGGAGCUGGUGACAGCUUUGUUGGAGAAGGAUGAAAUAGAUAUUGAUGACGCAGAUGAGGAUGGCAACACAGCCCUGAUGGUGGCUGUGGAGAGAAGCGAUUGCAACAUAGCAAAGCUGUUGUGUGAAAAGGGGGCGAGGACUGACGUGGGGAACCUUAUUGCGGUUGCAAAGAGAAAUCGUUCCCUUAGCAUGGAAAACAUUCUUCGGGAGCACAAGGCCACGUUUGUCCCAGAAACCCCCAGAGCCUGGGAGCCAAACAGCAAACGCUGGAGGGCCCAGCUGAAAGAGCUCGAUCGAAUGUAUCGCCCCAUGAUUGGCAAACUGAAGACAUUUCUGUACAUCCAGCAGAGGAUUCAGGAUGGCAUCUACCUCGGGCUCCACGGAGGGACAGAGGUGGCAGUGAGGGUAACCCGCAGUGCAGAYGGUGACAAAGAGAAAAGGUUCUUUGAGCAAUGCUCUCAGUCUGAACAUCUGCUGAAGCUCUUCCAGUCMGAGAAGGAAAAGGGUUGCGUGUACUUGUGCUUCCCACUGUGGGAGAAGAACCUCCAAGAACAUCUGCAGGACCCUGAAGGCUGCAAGGAUCACAAAGCUGUUCUGAAGAUGAUCUUCCAGGCACUGAGAGAGCUGCACUCCCUUGGAUUUGCUCACCAGGAUCUGCAGCCCGGGAACUUUGUAAUAGAUUUAGGUGGCAAAAUUUACCUGGCAGACUUUGGUAAUAAAAGAAGGUUGAUCAAAGGCCAAGAAGAACUUGUAAACUCAGAUUUAAAGGCAAGUUCUCUGUGUAUCAACCCAAAAUUUUUGGUUCUCUCUGAUACUUUCUGUUGCUGUGGGUCCUAGAGAAAGUCUUUUUGCAUCCCCAGCUAGAGAAUGCCUUGAUUUGUGGGAAAAUCAAUGAAAUGACAGAUAUUGCAUAAGAGUGAUGGUGAUUUGGGCGCCCAUCUCCUCUGUUCUUGUGCACAUAACUUUGAGUUUUGUCUUGGUGUGGAUUUUACACUUCUGGGCACCUCCAGGGUGUAGGGAUAUGAGUCCUCUUCCAUGGGGUUGGAAGUUGGGUGCUGCUGUGGAUUUUACACUUUUGGGCACCUGCAGGGUUUAGGGAUACAAGUCCUCUUCCACAGGGUUGGAGUUUGAGUGAUGGUGUGGAUUUUACACUUUGGGGUACCUGCAGGGUUUAGGGAUAUGAGUCCACUUCCACGGGGUUGGAAGUCGGGUGCUGCUGUGGAUUUUGUGGGUGCUGCAGGCACUUUUGGGUGCCUGCAGGGUGUAGGGAUACGAGUCCUCU
Molecule: messenger RNA, 2523 nt
Organism: Malurus melanocephalus (red-backed fairy wren)
Lineage: Eukaryota; Metazoa; Chordata; Aves; Passeriformes; Maluridae
Gene: RNASEL
Product: ribonuclease L
Exons: 4
Coding region: 486-2078 (530 amino acids)
Biological process (GO): protein phosphorylation; RNA processing
Molecular function (GO): RNA nuclease activity; ATP binding; protein binding
Source: RefSeq, a predicted model, not a curated record